Molecule: messenger RNA, 4586 nt
Organism: Lucilia sericata (common green bottle fly)
Lineage: Eukaryota; Metazoa; Arthropoda; Insecta; Diptera; Calliphoridae
Gene: Tao
Product: serine/threonine-protein kinase Tao
Exons: 13
Coding region: 699-3812 (1037 amino acids)
Biological process (GO): protein phosphorylation
Molecular function (GO): protein kinase activity; ATP binding
Source: RefSeq, a predicted model, not a curated record
GCAAAUUUCACCACUUGGGUGCAUAGAAAAAUUUCGGAGAAGGUUUUGUCAAGAAACGAAAGAUUUUUUAAUGUGUUAAAAAUAUUUUUUACAAUUAAUUAAAUUUAGAAAAAGUUAAAUAUUUAAACUACGUUCGUGUAAUUGUCAAUAAACAAUCAUUGAUGAAAUGAAUGCUAAAAUGUAAUAAAGUAUAACAAGUAAAAAAACAGAUUUUUAUUUUUAAUUGCAUACGGGACGGUCUGUGAUGUAGAAAAAAAUCGUGAGUGUGUGUGUUUUGUAGGAAAAAUGUCUUCGCCUUUAGUGUGGUGAAAAAUAUAAUUGUUAAAAUAAUAAAAAAUAAAAAAUUUUUGAUAAUUUAUUUUCAAAAACUAGAAAAGAAAAUAAUUCUAAUUUUCUUUUAACAACAACGUUUUCCUUACAAAGGUGUUUGUUGGUGACAAGUGAAAAUCGCGAUGUCUUAUUGUAUGUCGUACUGAGUCUUCCAAGUUGUAAACAAUUUUGCAGUUUUUAUAUAAAAGUAUUAAUUAAUUUUGUAUUUUGCAAACUAUUCUAUGAUAAUUUAUACUUAAAUAUCGCCGCAAGGAUUUUAUACUCCCAAAACAUUGAUUUUUUUAAAGUAAUGCAAUACUAUUAAACAUUUAGUUCAAUUUGUUGUUCAACCAGAAAUCAUUUAAAAAAUAAACAGAAUAACAUGAGCCAUGCCUUCGGCACGUCCUGGCAGCCUAAAAGAUCCGGAAAUAGCCGAAUUAUUUAAUAAACAUGAUCCAGAAAAGAUAUUUGAAGAUUUACGAGAAAUUGGCCAUGGCUCCUUCGGUGCAGUUUACUAUGCACGAUGUAAUCUUACCAAAGAAAUCGUGGCCAUCAAAAAAAUGUCCUAUACGGGCAAACAAAGUUUGGAGAAAUGGCAAGAUAUACUCAAGGAAAUCAGAUUUCUACGUCAAUUGAAUCAUCCCAAUACGAUCGAAUAUAAAGGAUGUUAUCUACGCGAAUCCACAGCAUGGCUGGUAAUGGAAUAUUGUGUAGGUUCGGCAUCAGAUAUUAUUGAAGUGCAUAAGAAACCACUGCAUGAGGAUGAAAUUGCUGCCAUAUGUGACGGUGUCUUAAACGGCCUCAGUUAUCUGCACAGUUUGGGUCGUAUUCAUCGUGACAUCAAGGCCGGCAAUAUUCUCUUAACCGAUAAUGGUGUGGUAAAAUUAGCUGAUUUUGGCAGUGCAGCCAUUAAGUGUCCAGCUAAUAGUUUCGUUGGCACUCCCUACUGGAUGGCACCCGAAGUGAUAUUAGCCAUGGAUGAGGGACAAUAUGAUGGUAAAGUUGAUGUUUGGUCAUUGGGUAUAACCUGCAUUGAAUUGGCCGAACGUAAGCCUCCAUAUUUCAAUAUGAAUGCCAUGUCAGCACUGUAUCACAUUGCUCAAAAUGAGUCACCUACAUUACCGAAAAAUGAUUGGACAGACACAUUUUGUGAUUUUGUUGAUUUAUGUCUCAAAAAGAAUCCUGCUGAACGUCCCUCUUCUACGAAGCUAUUGGCUGAUCCAUAUGUGACACGACUACGUUCGGAUACAGUGUUAUUGGAGCUUAUAGCACGAACAAAAGCAGCUGUUAGGGAAUUGGAUAAUUUGAAUUAUCGUAAAAUGAAGAAAAUCCUUAUGGUUGACACCUGCGAGACUGAAAGCGCCAUUGGCGAUACAGAUGAUACACAGGAUGAACAUGCCGGAGGCGAUAGCAGCAAGAGCAAUAGUAUUACGUCGGAACAUUCAAUACAAUCUGUGGGUGUAUCGGCGGCCAGUAGUCAAAGCUCUUCGUCAAAUUCAAUACCAGGACAAAAUCAUCAUGGCGGCAUGCAUCAAUAUCAACAUCAGCAACCCCAACAUUUGGGUGCCAUGAAUUAUCACCAUCCACAUCAUCCACAGAUGCAUCAACAUCAACAGCAGCAGCAACAACAUGGGCAACAUCAACAGGCCAUAAGUGGCGCUGUUUCGCGUAAUUCAUCGCGUCAUCGCAAUUUGCCCCCAUUGCCUAGCAUUAUGCACAAUAUGAACAAUAAUGUUACACCUACAAAUUCCACAGCUGUGGUGCCAGCACCCAUGCCACACCAACAGCAAUUGCAACAGCAACAACAACAGCAGCAGCAACAACAACAACAACAUUCUAUUUUACCCAUGUCCAUGGGUGGCGGAGUUGGUCUACAACAGCAACAAUCUUGUUCGAGUAUGGCUGGAGAUCGUAUGUCGCAGCAACAAGCAACUCCUCCCAUUCAACCACGUUAUCUUUCCUCUCCGGCUGCAGCAGCUGCCGUUUAUGCAGCAACAUCGUCUAAUAAUGAACAUGGUGGUCCAAAUAAUUUCGCCACCAUACGUACUACAAGUAUUGUCACUAAACAGCAAAAGGAACAUAUGCAGGAGGAGAUGCAUGAGCAAAUGUCUGGCUACAAGCGAAUGCGUCGUGAACAUCAAGCUGCACUACUCAAGCUCGAAGAGAAGUGCAAAGUUGAAAUGGAAGCGCAUAAAAAUGCCUUAGAUAAGGAAUAUGAUAAUUUAUUGCAUAACUUCACAAGAGAAUUAGAAAGACUAGAGGCCAAACAUCAACAGGAUUUGGAAAAGCGUAUGAAGCAAACUACAGCUGCCGAAAAGAAAUUACAUAAAGAGAUUUCUCUUAAACAGGAAUGUGAUCGUAAAGCUUUCGAUAUGAAUCGCAAAAAAGAAUACAAGGCCAAUAAGGAGAGAUGGAAACGUGAAUUGUCAAUGGAUGAGUCGACGCCAAAACGUCAGAGGGAUUUAACAUUGCAAUCACAAAAGGACAACCUCAAGCAAGCCGAGGCUCAAGAAGAACAACGUCUAUUGACAUUGCAGAAGAAGUACAUUGAUUUGGAGAUGCGUAAAUUUAAACGAAGGCGUUUAAUUAUGUUGCACGAAUUAGAGGAUCAGUUGUUAAGAGAUGAAUUAUCUAAAAAACAACAACAACUUGAGCAAGCUCAUGGCAUGCUGUUGAAACAUCAUGAGAAAACCCAGGAACUGGAAUAUAGACAGCAAAAGAGUGUACAUCAGUUGCGAGAAGAACAAAUAAAUAAACAACAUGAUACGGAAUUACAAAAUCAAAAGGAUUACAUGGAACGUGUUAAAAAAGAUUUACUACGCAAACAUGCUCUGGAAAUACGACAACAUCCUAAGAGCCUUAAGCAAAAGGAGUUGCAAAUUCGUAAACAAUUCCGCGAAACCUGUAAAACUCAAACCAAACAAUAUAAACGCUAUAAGGCACAGAUAUUACAAACAACGCCAAAGGAGCAACAAAAAGAAGUCAUUAAACAGUUAAAAGAAGAAAAACAUCGUAAGCUUACGUUGUUGGGUGAACAGUAUGAACAAAGUAUCGCUGAUAUGUUCCAAAGUCAGAGUUAUAAAUUAGAUGAAAGUCAAGUGAUCGAGUGCCAACGUACCAACGAAAUGUUGGAAUAUGAAUUAGAAGUGCUUACUGCCUAUCAAAAUAAAAAUAAGAAACAAGCUCAAGAACAACGGGAUCGUGAGCGCAAAGAAUUAGAAAAUCGUGUGGCAGUACGUCGUAGUGUAUUAGAGAGUAAGAUGGAUGCUGAAUUGCAACAGUUCAAUCAGGAACGUGCCGAAAGGUUAAGAUUGAUGCAUGAGAAACAUGUUAAAGAACUUGAAGCUUUUGAUGAAGAAUCAGUUUCUUCAGGUUUCAGCGCCUUAGCUAUUGCGGAAGGAUCACGUGAGACCUACCCUGACGAAGAGGGUAGUCUAUCUGGUUCAAUGAUUAGUUUAGCGCAUAGUAAUAGUUCAACAAGUUUUCCGGCUGGCUCCCUAUAGCAUAGAAAAAAAGUUAAUAUUCUUACAACAAAUGGAUUUAAUUUUUUUAAUAAUGAUAGUGUAAUUAUUACGACUACUACAACUACUAAUAAUAAUACAUCCACCACCAACACCAACAACACCACAACCAACACUACAGCAACAACUGGCAACAGAAGAAUGACAGCAACAACUACUAGUACUACUAUUUCUACUAUCAACACUUCGGGAACAGCAGCAGCAGCAGCAGGCGCAACCUCUACAACUAACACGCCUACAACAUUAACAAAAUGUUUUCGCAUUUCUAGUGAUAAUUAUAAAAUUCAUAGUAAACAAAAUGAUAAUAAAAGUGAUGCAUCUAAGCGACAACUGCAGCAGCAGCAACAGGAGCAAAAGCAACAAAAACAUUGCAAUAAUGCAAAUCACAACAAAAUGCCUCUUACAUCAAUGUAAAGAAACAUAAGAAAAAAAGCAAAAAAUAAUAAUUAAAGGCACACGUCGUUAGUUAGUGAUGUAGUAAUAAUGACGACGACAACAAAGAUGCUGAUGAUGACGACGAUGAUGUUGAUGACUUGAUGACAAAGAAACAAGUUGUUGUGGGAGUGUUUGUUUAUAUACAAUAUACAUACAUAUAUACAGUUUUUAUAGAAUUAUUAAGUGAAAAGAAACCCACACUCCUCUUUACUCACACAUUGAAAAAAAAAGAAAUUUAAUAUAUACAUACAUAAUAAUAUAAAAUAAAACAUUAUAAAAAAAGAAAAAAAAAAGAAUCCAAUAAUAAAUCUCCAAAAUUUU